AUGAAUGCCUUCACAAAUAUCUCAACAUUAACUUACCUCCAGAUUUAUUAUGGUGAAAAUAUUCACGUAAUCGAUAAUAAAUAUCAGUCUCAUAUAAGUAAAAUAGCUGAAUUUAUUUAUGAUUUGAAUAGUAGAACAAAAGUUAUGAGAAUAGGAUAUAAUCUUUUAAGGCAGGACAAGUAUGUGGUAUUUGUAUCUACCAGAGCAAUAAUGGCUAGAGAGUUAGUAGAAAAAACACUUAAGUUGUCUAAAACUGAUAAUUCACCUGUUAAAGCCUAUGCAUACUAUGGAGACAUAGAUAGGAAAUAG
Funneliformis geosporum is the source of this 309-nucleotide messenger RNA. NCBI's taxonomy places the organism in Eukaryota, Fungi, Glomeromycota, Glomeromycetes, Glomerales, Glomeraceae. The record is from the annotation of a GenBank genome assembly.